CUGUUUUUGAACUUGCUGUUCUUCAGAGGGUAAAGCAUACCCAGUCUGAAAGGCAUGAAGAACGCUUUGAAUUUUUUUUAAGCCAUCUGACAGCCAAGCCGGUUUCACUUUAUUUCUUUAUUUCUGGAUCGUUUCAUCCACCGGAUAUAACCUUUGUCCCCAAACACCACAUUCACUUUACACAAACUUGUUGACCUCACACCCAAGUCAGCUUUUCUUGAACCUUCAUCUGAACAAAUAAACAUUCCUUGUGAUCUGCGGAUAUCCCGAGCGGCGUCAGGAAGGGCUGGCAAGGACCAUGCUGGCUCAGCUAGCCCACCAACAAGCGACUGAUUCGGUUUCCUCUUUCUUCUCUGAUUUUAAGAAGUGAGGCAAAAAGCCAAUUCCUGUUAAUUUCUUAGACAAUGCAAGGGGCUCUAGACUCCGUUCCAGGAAGCUGAUUCCUUGGAGGCUCCGCAGGAGGCCCGGAGGGGCCACGCUGCCUAUCGCCUCCUGGCUGUGCUAGCUCUUCAAUGCCCUGAAGGUCUGAGGCUGCAGAGGACGGGGGCACCGAGUGUCUCGCUAACUGGGCCAGGCAGUGACGCGGGACGGGCAGCCCUCCCACCCCAGGGGCACUGACACCCGGGCACCCGCGCGGGUCUCUGCAUCCUCCAGCUCCGCUGCUGCGCGCUCCAAGCGUUCCACGAUGACUCCCGGCCGGGCAGUGGCCGGGUGGUUGCUCCUGGCGGCCACCAGCCUGGGACACCCUGCGGAGGGGCCGGAGCUAGCGUUCAGCGAGGACGUGCUGAGCGUGUUCGGCGCCAACCGGAGCCUAUCGGCGGAGCAGCUGGGGCGCCUGCUGGAGCGGUUGGGGGCUGCAGCCCACCAGGGAGCGCUGGAGCUGGGACAGCUGCACUUCAACCAGGUAAGGGGCAGCCCCGUGGUCCACGAUUUCCAUCCCCAGAGCAGCCUUUUCUAGGAGGAAGAAGCGCCA
Molecule: messenger RNA, 973 nt
Organism: Cricetulus griseus (Chinese hamster)
Lineage: Eukaryota; Metazoa; Chordata; Mammalia; Rodentia; Cricetidae
Source: RefSeq, a predicted model, not a curated record